Nematocida major is the source of this 2064-nucleotide messenger RNA. RefSeq lists its product as uncharacterized. Lineage: Eukaryota; Fungi; Microsporidia. The coding region runs from base 1 to 2064 and encodes 687 amino acids. The transcript has a single exon. The record is from RefSeq and is a predicted model, not a curated record.
AUGGACAAGAUUAAGCACAUUCGGGUGGAUUCAGACCUACUGCGCCAACUAGUAUUCCGAGAUAUAGAAGAUCCCGAAAUAAUAGCUUCAACAAACCCAGUCCUAACAGAAUCUUGCUCCCGUGUAAAACGCGAGCUCAAGAACAUCCCAGAGGAAAAGCGUGCUGAAGUCCAUGCGUUAGUGGAUGAAUUCCUACAGGAAAAUCUAAAACUACUAUUCAGAAAAAUAGCCAAAGAUAACUGUGUAGUAAGCCCAGAACUAGUUGAAAUGUUCACGAAAGAAGUUAUAGCAGAACUUCCCUCUGAACUUGUCCAUGGGAUAUCCGUCAUAUGCACAAAAAUAAUAGAUCCUUAUCAGAUAGAAAAGGAUGUUAAAUACAAGAACUUCUCUAUACCAAAUCUAAGGAAAAGGAUCGAACUGUUUAAGUCAUUCGAGGAAACCCAGAAACUUGUUAUCCUCCAAAGCGAGAAAAUAAUUCAGAGGAAAUCCAUGGAGCAUUUCGACAAGCCUCAGUUCGAAGCGUGGCUUUCCAAAGAUAAAAAUAGGCUGGAGUACUUCACUACGAAUAUAAAUGACUUACUGAAGAAGGAGGAAGAAAUGAUUAAAGAAAAAGAAAAAGAAAAAAAAGAAAAAGAAAAAGAAAAGUGUAUUGAAGAAAAUAGCUUGGAUUUAGAAAAGUACACUUUAGAUCGGAUAGUGGAAAAGGCUAAGGGGUAUUAUUCCGGCGAUAAGUUCAAUCCGAGCCUGUACUUUGGCCUGAAAAGAGUAACGGAGGAAAACAAAAAGAAUAUAAUCGACUACAUUACGGAGAUUAUGCCGGAUCCCAACGAUUCUCCUUCUGAGGCGGAAAAGAAAGAAGACAGAAAGAACUACUUAUACAGGAUAAGCCCCUUGUAUGAUUUUUUUCUAGACCUAUAUGGCCCUGUUGACUAUGUAUUAGAAGGUAGUUCCGAAUUCUUUAAGAGUAUAAUCAACAUGAAAGCAGCUUCUAAGCUUAUAGAUUUGGCCUGGAGGGCUAAAUCCAAAAUCAAUGAGUUGGAAGGACCUGAAAAGGCGGAAAUGGAGGAACUUUUUGCUGAUUUGGUGAAAUUUAACCGCAAAAUGUCCAUUAUUGUCUAUACCUUCUUCGCAAAACAGUACAGAAUCCACGAUGCCUUCAGAAUAGCUGAUUCUCCUUUAAAUAUGCUUAGUGCGUGGUCAAGGGAGGAGUUUGGUUUUUUUACUAAUGAUUUUAAAAAAAUGAUGGCUAGACUUCCAACUAUGGAAAGAAAUUCAGGUUUUGAAAAGGCUUUCCAUGCCCUGAUGAGCUGCGCAUACGAAAAGAACGAAAGGGCAAGACAGCUGCACAGAAACGCCAUGAGGGCAGAAGAGUGUCUUGAAGGACUCCAGAUGUAUAAAUCACGCAGGUCCGAUGAUAAAUAUGGAUUCGGGGUUCGUGAAUAUGAAAAAUUUGCAAAGGAAAAUCCAGCUCCUGUGUUUUCAGGUUCUAUUGAGGAUAUACCGCCUGAAAGCCUAGAUGAUGGGGUCACUCCGCGUGAAAUCCAAACCACAAUCCUAUCGCUGAAGAUUUUCCAUGACAUGUACACUGAAGAGCUGAAAGAUGAGACCAAGUCAGACUCUGAGAAAGAAGUUUUGAGGGGGAAAAUAUCGGAAACUGAAGAAAAAAUACGGGUUCUUGAAGAGAAACUGCUUUCAUUUGCGGAUUUAACCGAGGAAGAAGCAAAAAAGAACGACUGCCUUCGUUUUGUUUAUCUGCAGGAGUACAGAUAUCAAUGUUUGAGCCGCAUAGACACACUCAAAACAGAGGCUGAGGAGGAAAUUAUCCCGCUGGCUAAGGAAGUUAUGCGGGAGAUUGAGAAAAUCCCGAAUAACCCAGAAUUUAACAAAAAAGUGGAAAAAAUGCUUGAAGAUCUCAUUGAGGAAGAGCCCCACUGUCUUCUGACUCCGAAAUUUAUUUUUGUAAACAUGCCCUUUUUUAUGGAAGGACUGCCAAACUUGAUAUAUCAGCUCGAUGAAGAGAUAGCCAAGGUUGUAGGAGGAAGCUCAGCUGAGAAAAUCGAGUGA